UAUCAUAAAUAAGAUACGCUCCUUAGUCAGUGCGUCCCCAUAUUUUGUAGCCUACCUUAAUAGCCUACAAACUAAAAAUAUAUCAGUGACCUUCACGUGAUUAAUGGAUGCUGAAUGUGAGACCCUAUUUGAGAGGUGUCUCAUUUUCUUGGAAAAAAACUUGGAGCAGGUAACAUUUGAGACGUGAGCAGGGUAUUGUGCAGGAGCAGGAAAGUCGGGGGGCAGAAGGAGGAGAGCUUGCACUCGUUUCACUGAUGAUCAGUGGCGCCGUGACGAUAAGCAGGCAGCGGACGAGGAUGCUCUGUUGUCUGGUGCGCACUCCGGCUCUCCGCGAUCACCAUGGAAGAGCUUAAUUAAUGCACAGGCUUUAUGUGUUCCUCCUGCUCCCGGAGCCGAUGAAUUUUAAACCGCCGUUUGAGAGCGGACCUGCUUUUUGCACCGGACCUGUAUUACCGAGCGGAGAGGACCGCGGCUGAAUUAUAGCCUAAAGUCUUCAGAAAAAAAGAGGCAAAUUAUGCCAGCAGCACCAGAGUCGUUCCCCCUGGUGACGUGCCAGCUCAUUGGUCAGACUACUCUGCCCUCCUCUAGCUUCCCUGUCUACCCUGGCAGAUCCAUGCUGCUGGAUGCUCCUCACAGAGCCACGCCCGCACCAUGAGCGCCAACGGGCCCGCCCCAGCCCCAGCCCCCGCGGCCCCAGAAGCCCCUCCUGCCUCAAUCCCUGCCCCUGCUCCGGCCCCAGCUCCAGCUCCUGCGGCACCACCCGCUCCUCCUGCCCAGCCUGCCCCAACGGCCUCUACCAUCCCGGUAGGUGCGUUGGCACAGAAGAAGCGGCAGCAGUAUGCCAAAAGCAAGAAACAGGGCAGUAACGCCAACAGCAGGCCACCGAGGGCUCUGUUCUGCCUCAACCUCAACAACCCCAUACGCAGGGCCUGCAUCAGCCUGGUGGAGUGGAAGCCAUUUGAUAUCUUUAUAUUAAUUGCUAUUUUUGCCAACUGUAUGGCCUUAGCUGUCUAUGUCCCCUUCCCUGAAGAUGAUUCCAACUCCACAAACCAUGACCUGGAAACAGUUGAGUAUGCCUUCCUCAUCAUUUUCACAAUCGAGACCUUUCUGAAGAUUAUCGCUUAUGGUUUGGUGAUGCACCAGAAUGCGUACGUGAGAAACGGUUGGAACAUGCUGGAUUUCGUCAUUGUCGUCAUAGGACUCUUCAGUGUUGUCUUGGAGGUUCUGACCAAAGAUGAUAAGGUGGAAGAAGGCGACGGACUUAGUAGCCACCCGUCGAUGCACGGCCACGGGGGUAAGCCAGGUGGAUUUGAUGUUAAAGCCCUUCGAGCCUUCCGUGUGCUGCGACCCCUGCGGCUGGUCUCAGGAGUACCCAGUUUACAGGUGGUGUUGAACUCCAUCAUUAAAGCCAUGGUCCCUCUCCUUCACAUUGCCCUACUGGUCUUGUUUGUCAUUAUCAUCUAUGCUAUUAUUGGCCUGGAGCUUUUCAUCGGUAAAAUGCACGCAACCUGCUUUAUACCUGGUUCAGAUGCGAUAGCAGAGGAGGAACCAGCUCCAUGUGCGAUCUCAGGGCACGGGCGCCAAUGCCCCAUCAACGGCACCGAGUGCAGGGAAGGCUGGCAAGGUCCCAACGGUGGGAUCACCAACUUUGACAACUUCCUGUUUGCCAUGCUGACGGUGUUUCAGUGUAUCACCAUGGAGGGCUGGACGGACGUGCUGUACUGGAUGAACGAUGCUAUGGGCUUUGAGCUUCCAUGGGUAUACUUUGUCAGUCUUGUGAUCUUCGGCUCCUUUUUCGUUCUUAACCUGGUUUUGGGUGUGUUGAGCGGAGAGUUCUCCAAGGAGAGAGAGAAGGCCAAAGCUCGUGGAGACUUCCAGAAGCUGCGUGAGAAGCAGCAGCUGGAAGAGGAUCUGAAGGGUUAUCUGGACUGGAUCACUCAGGCUGAAGACAUCGACCCUGACAACGAGGAUGAGGCCGAUGAGGAGAGCAAACGCAACCGGGUGACUUUGGCUGACCUUACUGAGAAGAAGAAAGGAAGGUUUGGGUGGUUCAGCCAGUCGUCCGACACUCAUGCGAGCGUUCCAGCCAGUGAAACAGAAUCUGUGAACACAGAGAAUCAAAACGGGGAGGAUGAAAAGACACCAUGCUGCGGACCUCUGUGUCAAAAAAUUUCAAAGUCAAAGUUCAGUCGGCGCUGGCGCCGCUGGAACAGGUUUUGCCGCAGGAAGUGCCGGUUGGCUGUCAAAUCGGUGCCUUUCUAUUGGCUGGUCAUCAUCCUGGUGUUCCUCAACACCCUCACCAUAUCAUCAGAGCACUAUGACCAGCCGUUGUGGCUGACACAAGUGCAGGAUGUGGCCAACAAGGUGCUGCUAGCCCUGUUCACAUGUGAAAUGUUGGUGAAGAUGUACAGUCUUGGGCUACAAGCCUAUUUUGUUUCACUGUUCAACCGCUUUGACUGCUUUGUGGUGUGUGGAGGAAUCACCGAAACCAUUCUGGUUGAGCUCGAAAUCAUGUCUCCCCUCGGUAUCUCUGUGUUCCGCUGCGUCCGCCUGCUGAGAAUCUUCAAGGUCACUCGUCACUGGCAGUCUCUGAGUAACCUGGUGGCAUCUCUGCUCAACUCCAUGAAGUCCAUCGCUUCCCUGCUGCUUCUGCUCUUCCUCUUCAUCAUCAUCUUCUCCCUGCUGGGCAUGCAGGUGUUUGGCGGAAAGUUCAACUUUGACGAGACACAGACCAAGAGGAGUACCUUCGACAACUUCCCCCAAGCCCUCAUCACUGUAUUUCAGAUUUUGACCGGAGAAGACUGGAACGCCGUCAUGUAUGAUGGGAUCAUGGCAUACGGAGGCCCUUCCUCUUCUGGGAUGAUUGUGUGCUUUUACUUCAUCAUCCUUUUCAUCUGUGGAAACUAUAUCCUCCUGAAUGUCUUCUUGGCUAUUGCUGUGGACAACUUGGCAGAUGCAGAGUCUCUCAACACAGAUGAUGGAGACAAAAAAGGGGACAAAAAGGAAGAUGAAAAAGAUGACAAGGAAGAAGAGGAGGACAUUGACGACACUGCAGCAGAGGAGGAAGACCCUGAAGUUCCAUCGGGGCCUCGGCCAGUCAUCUCUGAGCUGGUAAAGAAGGAGAAGAUCACUCCUAUCCCAGAGGGAAGUGCCUUCUUCAUCUUCAGCAACACAAACCCGGUUCGUGUGUUUUGCCACAAACUCAUCAAUCACCACAUAUUCACCAAUCUCAUCCUGGUGUUCAUCAUGCUCAGCUCUGUCUCUCUCGCUGCUGAGGAUCCGAUACGAAACUUCUCAGCUCGCAAUAUUAUACUUGGUUACUUUGACUAUGCUUUCACGGCUAUCUUUACUGUUGAGAUCGUUUUGAAGAUGACGACAUAUGGAGCUUUUCUCCAUAAAGGAGCCUUCUGUAGGAAUUACUUCAACCUCCUGGACUUGUUAGUGGUCGGGGUUUCCCUUGUCUCCUUUGGCAUUCAGUCCUCGGCCAUCUCAGUGGUGAAGAUUCUUAGGGUCCUUCGUGUUCUUCGACCCCUGAGAGCCAUCAACAGAGCCAAAGGCCUGAAGCAUGUGGUGCAGUGUGUGUUUGUGGCCAUCAGAACAAUUGGUAACAUCAUGAUUGUCACCACUCUGCUCCAGUUUAUGUUCGCCUGUAUAGGGGUGCAGCUAUUUAAGGGAAAAUUCUAUCGCUGCACGGAUGAAGCAAAGUCCCACCCAGAAGAGUGCAAGGGCACGUUCAUCUUGUAUAAGGAUGGAGAUGUGAACCAGCCAACCAUCCACAAACGACUGUGGCACAACAGUGAAUUCAACUUUGACAACGUCCUCAUGGCCAUGAUGGCUCUGUUCACUGUGUCUACUUUUGAAGGCUGGCCAGCGUUGCUAUACAAGGCCAUCGACUCCAACAGGGAGAACCUUGGUCCCAUUUACAACUACCGAGUGGAGAUUUCCAUCUUUUUCAUCAUCUACAUCAUCAUCAUUGCUUUCUUUAUGAUGAACAUCUUUGUAGGUUUUGUGAUCGUCACAUUUCAGGAACAAGGAGAGAAAGAGUACAAAAACUGUGAACUCGACAAGAACCAGCGUCAAUGUGUGGAGUACGCUCUUAAGGCGCGUCCACUGAGGAGGUACAUCCCCAAAAACCCAUACCAGUACAAGUUCUGGUAUGUGGUGAACUCCACUGGGUUUGAGUACAUCAUGUUUGUGCUCAUCAUGCUUAACACACUCUGCCUGGCUGUACAGCACUACGGCCAGUCGGCACUCUUUAACUAUGUAAUGGACAUUCUCAAUAUGGUCUUCACUGCUGUCUUCACUGUGGAAAUGGUUCUCAAACUCAUUGCUUUCAAACCCAGGGGCUAUUUUGGAGAUGCCUGGAACGUGUUCGACGCCCUGGUUGUGAUUGGCAGCAUAGUAGACAUUGUUCUCAGUGAGAUCGAUAACACCGAGGACAGCGCUCGCAUCUCCAUCACCUUUUUCCGUCUUUUUCGAGUCAUGCGGCUGGUCAAGCUCCUAAGCAGGGGGGAAGGCAUUCGCACCCUGCUUUGGACUUUCAUCAAAUCCUUCCAGGCUCUACCGUAUGUUGCCCUUCUGAUAGCCAUGCUGUUCUUCAUCUACGCUGUCAUUGGCAUGCAGGUGUUUGGAAAGAUUGCAAUGGUGGAUGGCACACACAUCAACAGAAACAACAACUUCCAGACCUUCCCUCAGGCUGUGCUGCUUCUCUUCAGGUGUGCCACUGGAGAGGCGUGGCAAGAGAUCAUGUUGGCCUGUAUGCCAGGGAAACUGUGUGACCCAGAGUCCGACUAUAACCCCGGGGAGGAGAUGACGUGUGGCAGUGGAUUUGCAAUAAUUUACUUCAUCACCUUCUACAUGCUCUGCGCCUUCCUGAUUAUCAAUUUGUUUGUGGCCGUCAUCAUGGACAACUUUGACUAUCUGACACGUGAUUGGUCCAUUCUUGGUCCACACCACCUUGAUGAAUUCAAGAGAAUUUGGUCAGAAUACGACCCAGAGGCCAAGGGCAGAAUUAAGCAUCUGGAUGUUGUAACUCUUCUUCGUCGUAUCCAGCCUCCUCUUGGGUUCGGCAAACUGUGCCCUCACAGAGUGGCUUGCAAGAGGCUAGUAGCCAUGAACAUGCCUCUGAACAGUGACGGCACAGUCAUGUUUAAUGCCACUCUGUUUGCACUGGUGAGAACAGCCUUGAAGAUAAAAACAGAAGGUAAUCUGGAGCAAGCCAACGAAGAGCUGCGGGCCGUCAUAAAGAAAAUCUGGAAGAGAACCAGCAUGAAGCUGCUGGAUCAAGUGGUGCCCCCUGCUGGUGAUGAUGAGGUAACCGUGGGGAAGUUCUAUGCCACCUUCCUGAUACAGGACUACUUUAGGAAAUUCAAGAAACGUAAAGAGGAAGGCCUGGUGGGUGCACAUCCCUCCCAGAACAACACAGCCAUUGCUCUACAGGCUGGUCUUCGCACGCUGCAUGAUAUUGGGCCCGAAAUUCGCCGAGCGAUAUCAUGUGAUCUGCAAGAUGACGAACUAGUAGACUUUAUACCAGAGGAAGACGAAGAAAUUUAUAGGCGUAAUGGCGGACUGUUUGGUAACCAUCUCAUGAACGGUGGUCAUCGACGAUCCAACGGCCACCAGACCAACGCAACACAGCGGCCUCUGCAGGUGCAGCCGCCACCUCACUAUGCUCAUAUGGAGCAGCCUGUUGGACGCCUGUCUCGAGCCAAUGCAAUGUCCCACCCCAACCACCAUCAUCACCACCACCAUCACCACCACCGCCACCACAACUCCUACGGGAAGUCUCCCAAAUCCACCAACAUCAACCUCAACAAUGCCAACGUGUCCAGUCUGCCCAACGGAGGACACCAUCGCUACUAUGAGCAUGCACCUCCCAAUGGCUACCCAGGUCUUCGCAGCUCCUACUACGACUAUGACAAGCCCCGGACCCCACAGGGUCAAAGGUCCCACGCAGGGGAUGGACGCCACCCCACCAUCUGCAGGGAGGAGGAGUUUGAUGAAGACCGCCUCUCUGGCGAGUAUUACAGCGGGGAGGAGUUUUAUGAAGACGACAGUAUGCUGUCAGGGGACAGGUAUCAGAACAGUGACACAGAGUAUGAGACUCCCAAAGGUUACCAUCACCCUGACAGUUACUAUGACGAUGAUGAGCAGCCUCUCUACCGCGACUCAAGGAGGUCACCAAAGAGACGGUUGCUCCCUGCCACACCUCAAGGUCACAGGAGGCCAUCUUUCAACUUUGAGUGUCUGCGCAGACAAAGUAGCCAAGAUGAGCUUCCACAUCAGCGUACUGCUCUACCACUGCACCUUAUGCAGCACCAGGUUAUGGCUGUAGCAGGCCUGGACUCCAGCAGAGCCCACCGCCUCUCCCCGACCCGCUCCACCCGCUCCUGGGCCACUCCCCCUGCCACCCCAGCCAGUAAAGACCAGUCACCAUACUACACUCCUCUCAUCCGUGUGGACCACCCACACAGGGAGAGCGCUGCUAGCAGCCAAGUGUCUGUGCGCAAGAGCUCCUGGUACACAGACGACCCCGAGUUCUCCCAGAGGACGUACUCACCGGUCCACCUGCAGGUGCCACCUGAGUACCAUAACCAGUACCACCAGAAGAGAGGCAGCGCCACCAGCUUAGUGGAAGCGGUUUUGAUAUCAGAAGGGCUUGGGAGAUAUGCCAAGGAUCCCAAGUUCGUCGCUGCCACAAAGCACGAGAUAGCAGAUGCAUGUGAGAUGACAAUAGAUGAGAUGGAGAGCGCAGCCAGCCACCUGCUGAACGGAGGGAUUGCUCCGGGUGUCAACGGGGUCAACGUGUUCCCCAUUCUGACUCCAAGGGACUAUGAACUGCAGGACACCGCAGCCAGUUACAGUGACGAGGAGCCGGAGACAGAAUCCAGAGCUCCAUAUGAGGAGGACCUGGCAGACGAGAUGAUUUGCAUCACGACUUUAUAGCAGUGGCUGGAGAAAUCUGCAAAUUAUAACCUUGUCAGACUACAAUCAGCGAAAAUUUUAAAAAAAGAAAUGCAUCUGUUGGCUCUGACCAAAAGAAGUGCCUUUUACAUUGAAGAGAAAAGGCAUACAGAAGAGAGACACAUUAGUCCCGUUCAUUUAAUUGUUCUCCACCUGCCAGCAAAGGAGGUCACAGCACAGAGCCAGCUACCAUCCCUGCUGAGCAAAGAGGGACUGACCGCACCCUCCUGUCAAAGGCCUUGACCUGGAGGUGAUAUACAGGUUCAGCCUGCAGCCAAUCAGAGACAAGGACAUUGAAUGCCAGUGAGAGAGAUGGACCAGUUGGCAAGGGUGUGAGAUACUCUUUAGGGCGGGUCUCUAAGGGUGAUGACAAUCAGAUGUACGAUGUCAUUACCUCAGUCACUUUAUUAAGGUUUGGCAUAUCAUGCAAGUUUUCAAUGCAAGCAUAGAAAGGCAUAUCUCCUCCCCGUAGUCGUUAGUAUAACUUGAUCCCUUUGUUGUUAGAACAGAUCGUGUGAUGAUUGCUACAGCUGAGUCAAAAAGUGAAGAAGCACCAGUAGAGUUGAACCAGAUUAUGCAGGAACUAAUUGUCCUACUUACUUAUAGCAUCAUUCAACUUGAGAUAUGUACUUUUGAAGCGACAAAAGCAUUUGUGAUAAAUGCACUAGCAGGCAGGUUAUUUAAAAUUUUAGAAUAGCCUGAUUAAUAUUUCAUAGUUGAUAUGCUGUAAAAUUGUAUUAUAUAACAAAAGAAACUUUGUAAAGAGAUAUUCUAUAUUUUGUAAUUAUGUAUCAUUUAAAAGAUCAGCAAUAUGGACCCUUGUUACUCCUGUUAUGCUAUAAAAGCAGACUAGCAUUAUUUUAUUAGGUACAAUAUUCUGAUAUUUAUUUGCCUUUUAUGUUUUUGCUAAUAUGCACCCUUUAUUUUGCCUAUGAAAACAGCAUUUUUAAGAGAUUCUGCUUGUGUGACAACACUACUGCACAAGAUAUGCAAAUGGCUUUGAUUUCUUAGCAUAGGAGUACACAUGUUACUUCAUCAAACCAACACCAGUUGCAUAAGGUUAAGCCCCCUUUACAGGAGCAUUUUUAGAAGGCAAGCCUCAAGGAUCCAGUGCUGAAAUUUUAUACAGAUGUGACAAACACAUUUGUUUGCAUAUUUUGUGCAGGGGAUGCACAAGAAUUUAAAAUGCAUAGUGCAUUAACAAUGCUGCUUUUUUAGUUAGUUUCAAAGUCAAACCUAGGUUUUGUCAGCCCCUACUGAAAUGCCUUUUUGCUGCUGAAAGAACGAAAACGGAUAGAUGGUAAUAACAGGGAUAAAUUAAUAUUUCUCAUAGCUUGUGCUGGGAUUUUCCAUGACAUACUCUUUGUUGUUCAUGGCGUGAUUCCAUUAAACCUUUGUACUAAAUCUUCGCAAUCACAUCUUAGCCUUCAUGUAGUAGUGAGGGCUCGGAGCCUGUGGUGGCAGGAGACACAUGCACACAUCCAAAGGUCAGAAACAGUCCGAGGUGUGUUCUAGGUGGAGGGUGUCCUGGUGUCAGGAUGCUGGAGAGAGGCUAAGCAAUACUAACCCCCCGCCCCUUUCUCUCUCAGCCUGCCUGGUUCCUGCAUACAGUAUACCUCGUUAGGCAACGAUGACAACAUAUCAUUGUCUCAACGUAUCUGUUUGUCACAGUGUCCCACAGUGGAGUUUUUGAAAGAGAUUAAACAGGGUUUGAACCUGGAUUUUGUGUUUUUUUCCUCCGUAUAAAUUAAUGAGACUAGAAGGGAAACCUAACCCUGGAUGCAUAAAAAGAAGCAACUGAAGCCCAUAAGUUUUAUCACUUUUUGAUCUAUCACGAUAAGGAUACUGGACUAAAUACACUAAAGUGGGCUUUUUCAGGCAUUACCAUGGAGAGUUUAAUUAGCACCAAGGAUAUUUUAGGGUUAAUGUGAUCUGUUGUUCAUGAGUGUUUGAUUUGUAGGCGAGUGCGUACUGUACUCUAAUUCAACCGAAUACUGUCAUGACAAUGUAGGUUUUCCAUUUUGUGUGCACAUUGAAAGGGCUCUUUGAAUUGUUUGUGAGUUAAAAAAAUGUGUUCUAGUCCUUUUGUUGAUGAACGUCAUAUAAAAGGACCAAUGCACAUAACAGGCACAUUGUACUAUUCGUAGCAAUUACAGUACUGAUGAACUGAAGAUAUGCAUUAUUUUGUAAACACUUUUAAAGUUGUGUGAAACUAAAGAUAAAAAGAACUUACUUUUACCUCAUGUCAGGGAUUCCUGAAAAAAAGAAAAUAAUGAUUUGGUUCAGUCUAUACCAAUGGUAUUUAAAUAUUAGCACAUAGCUGUUUGUCUUUGCACAAGUAACUGUAUAGUGCUUUUGUUUCUCCUUUUUCUAAACAGAUUUGUGUAUUAAGGUGAGACAAUUUUGUACUUUUUGUGACUGUGUGUAUGGUUUAGUGGAAUCUAUAUUUGUCAUUUACACCUCACCUUACAAUGCUGGGAAUGAAAGAGUAUUAAAAAAUAUUUUCAAGGUGCACUGUUCCUCUGUUCGCGGGUAGGGAAAAAAAUAAAAUGGUUAAAGUACCAGUUUACAGAGAAACACAUAUUGAUUUGAACGUUUCUAUUAGUUUCCUUCAUAUUGUUAUGAUUAUAAUUACUAUUACAACUAUUAAUGUUCUGAAAGCUGUAUUAAAAUAGAAGAUAAUGUAAAAUAUGUACAAAAGUAUGGAAAGACCCAUGGUAAUGUUCUCUACUUGAAAGUCUUGAUAUUUGCUCCUCAAUGUUUUUAUUCAGUAAACAUAAUUUCUCUUAGUAGCAAAUGCUUUACUAUAACCCUCUAGGUUUUGUAUCAAUACAUUUUUUUUGUAUUUUUCAUUUUAUUUUGGCCUUGACUUUAUUUGAAUCGAUACUGAUAUU
This is a messenger RNA of Thunnus maccoyii (southern bluefin tuna), 9857 nucleotides long. It is a transcript of the gene cacna1da, whose product is annotated as calcium channel, voltage-dependent, L type, alpha 1D subunit, a. The record is from RefSeq and is a predicted model, not a curated record. The transcript has 46 exons. NCBI's taxonomy places the organism in Eukaryota, Metazoa, Chordata, Actinopteri, Scombriformes, Scombridae. Gene Ontology annotation, biological process: calcium ion import across plasma membrane. Gene Ontology annotation, molecular function: high voltage-gated calcium channel activity. The coding region runs from base 652 to 6945 and encodes 2097 amino acids. Gene Ontology annotation, cellular component: voltage-gated calcium channel complex; membrane.